Homo sapiens (human) is the source of this 5610-nucleotide messenger RNA. It is a transcript of the gene NLRP1, whose product is annotated as NLR family pyrin domain containing 1. Gene Ontology annotation, cellular component: cytoplasm; nucleus; NLRP1 inflammasome complex. Gene Ontology annotation, biological process: defense response to virus; regulation of apoptotic process; canonical inflammasome complex assembly. The transcript has 17 exons. The record is from RefSeq and is marked reviewed. NCBI's taxonomy places the organism in Eukaryota, Metazoa, Chordata, Mammalia, Primates, Hominidae. The coding region runs from base 553 to 4974 and encodes 1473 amino acids.
GUUGACUAGGCGCUGUUCUUGCUGGCUGGUGCCCCAGGGCCUGGAGAGGUCUGAAGAAACCUGGGAGCCAGCAGCCCGGGGCUCCACUCUGGGUUCUGAAAGCCCAUUCCCUGCUCUGCGGCUCCUCCCACCCCACCUCUUCUCAGCCUUGCAGCUCAAGGGUUGAUCUCAGGAGUCCAGGACCCAGGAGAGGGAAGAAUCUGAGGAACACAGAACAGUGAGCGUUGCCCACACCCCAUCUCCCGUCACCACAUCUCCCCUCACCCUCACCCUCCCUGCCUGGCCCUGGACCCCAUCCCAGGACCUCCCUAUCAGCUGACUUCUUCCAGUGUCUUGCAGGCCCCUCUGGGCUCCUCCCUCCCCUGGCUUUUCCUACCACUCCCCCUCUAUCGGCGUCUAUCUGUAGGUGCCCUGGGAUUUAUAAAACUGGGUUCCGAAUGCUGAAUAAGAGACGGUAAGAGCCAAGGCAAAGGACAGCACUGUUCUCUGCCUGCCUGAUACCCUCACCACCUGGGAACAUCCCCCAGACACCCUCUUAACUCCGGGACAGAGAUGGCUGGCGGAGCCUGGGGCCGCCUGGCCUGUUACUUGGAGUUCCUGAAGAAGGAGGAGCUGAAGGAGUUCCAGCUUCUGCUCGCCAAUAAAGCGCACUCCAGGAGCUCUUCGGGUGAGACACCCGCUCAGCCAGAGAAGACGAGUGGCAUGGAGGUGGCCUCGUACCUGGUGGCUCAGUAUGGGGAGCAGCGGGCCUGGGACCUAGCCCUCCAUACCUGGGAGCAGAUGGGGCUGAGGUCACUGUGCGCCCAAGCCCAGGAAGGGGCAGGCCACUCUCCCUCAUUCCCCUACAGCCCAAGUGAACCCCACCUGGGGUCUCCCAGCCAACCCACCUCCACCGCAGUGCUAAUGCCCUGGAUCCAUGAAUUGCCGGCGGGGUGCACCCAGGGCUCAGAGAGAAGGGUUUUGAGACAGCUGCCUGACACAUCUGGACGCCGCUGGAGAGAAAUCUCUGCCUCACUCCUCUACCAAGCUCUUCCAAGCUCCCCAGACCAUGAGUCUCCAAGCCAGGAGUCACCCAACGCCCCCACAUCCACAGCAGUGCUGGGGAGCUGGGGAUCCCCACCUCAGCCCAGCCUAGCACCCAGAGAGCAGGAGGCUCCUGGGACCCAAUGGCCUCUGGAUGAAACGUCAGGAAUUUACUACACAGAAAUCAGAGAAAGAGAGAGAGAGAAAUCAGAGAAAGGCAGGCCCCCAUGGGCAGCGGUGGUAGGAACGCCCCCACAGGCGCACACCAGCCUACAGCCCCACCACCACCCAUGGGAGCCUUCUGUGAGAGAGAGCCUCUGUUCCACAUGGCCCUGGAAAAAUGAGGAUUUUAACCAAAAAUUCACACAGCUGCUACUUCUACAAAGACCUCACCCCAGAAGCCAAGAUCCCCUGGUCAAGAGAAGCUGGCCUGAUUAUGUGGAGGAGAAUCGAGGACAUUUAAUUGAGAUCAGAGACUUAUUUGGCCCAGGCCUGGAUACCCAAGAACCUCGCAUAGUCAUACUGCAGGGGGCUGCUGGAAUUGGGAAGUCAACACUGGCCAGGCAGGUGAAGGAAGCCUGGGGGAGAGGCCAGCUGUAUGGGGACCGCUUCCAGCAUGUCUUCUACUUCAGCUGCAGAGAGCUGGCCCAGUCCAAGGUGGUGAGUCUCGCUGAGCUCAUCGGAAAAGAUGGGACAGCCACUCCGGCUCCCAUUAGACAGAUCCUGUCUAGGCCAGAGCGGCUGCUCUUCAUCCUCGAUGGUGUAGAUGAGCCAGGAUGGGUCUUGCAGGAGCCGAGUUCUGAGCUCUGUCUGCACUGGAGCCAGCCACAGCCGGCGGAUGCACUGCUGGGCAGUUUGCUGGGGAAAACUAUACUUCCCGAGGCAUCCUUCCUGAUCACGGCUCGGACCACAGCUCUGCAGAACCUCAUUCCUUCUUUGGAGCAGGCACGUUGGGUAGAGGUCCUGGGGUUCUCUGAGUCCAGCAGGAAGGAAUAUUUCUACAGAUAUUUCACAGAUGAAAGGCAAGCAAUUAGAGCCUUUAGGUUGGUCAAAUCAAACAAAGAGCUCUGGGCCCUGUGUCUUGUGCCCUGGGUGUCCUGGCUGGCCUGCACUUGCCUGAUGCAGCAGAUGAAGCGGAAGGAAAAACUCACACUGACUUCCAAGACCACCACAACCCUCUGUCUACAUUACCUUGCCCAGGCUCUCCAAGCUCAGCCAUUGGGACCCCAGCUCAGAGACCUCUGCUCUCUGGCUGCUGAGGGCAUCUGGCAAAAAAAGACCCUUUUCAGUCCAGAUGACCUCAGGAAGCAUGGGUUAGAUGGGGCCAUCAUCUCCACCUUCUUGAAGAUGGGUAUUCUUCAAGAGCACCCCAUCCCUCUGAGCUACAGCUUCAUUCACCUCUGUUUCCAAGAGUUCUUUGCAGCAAUGUCCUAUGUCUUGGAGGAUGAGAAGGGGAGAGGUAAACAUUCUAAUUGCAUCAUAGAUUUGGAAAAGACGCUAGAAGCAUAUGGAAUACAUGGCCUGUUUGGGGCAUCAACCACACGUUUCCUAUUGGGCCUGUUAAGUGAUGAGGGGGAGAGAGAGAUGGAGAACAUCUUUCACUGCCGGCUGUCUCAGGGGAGGAACCUGAUGCAGUGGGUCCCGUCCCUGCAGCUGCUGCUGCAGCCACACUCUCUGGAGUCCCUCCACUGCUUGUACGAGACUCGGAACAAAACGUUCCUGACACAAGUGAUGGCCCAUUUCGAAGAAAUGGGCAUGUGUGUAGAAACAGACAUGGAGCUCUUAGUGUGCACUUUCUGCAUUAAAUUCAGCCGCCACGUGAAGAAGCUUCAGCUGAUUGAGGGCAGGCAGCACAGAUCAACAUGGAGCCCCACCAUGGUAGUCCUGUUCAGGUGGGUCCCAGUCACAGAUGCCUAUUGGCAGAUUCUCUUCUCCGUCCUCAAGGUCACCAGAAACCUGAAGGAGCUGGACCUAAGUGGAAACUCGCUGAGCCACUCUGCAGUGAAGAGUCUUUGUAAGACCCUGAGACGCCCUCGCUGCCUCCUGGAGACCCUGCGGUUGGCUGGCUGUGGCCUCACAGCUGAGGACUGCAAGGACCUUGCCUUUGGGCUGAGAGCCAACCAGACCCUGACCGAGCUGGACCUGAGCUUCAAUGUGCUCACGGAUGCUGGAGCCAAACACCUUUGCCAGAGACUGAGACAGCCGAGCUGCAAGCUACAGCGACUGCAGCUGGUCAGCUGUGGCCUCACGUCUGACUGCUGCCAGGACCUGGCCUCUGUGCUUAGUGCCAGCCCCAGCCUGAAGGAGCUAGACCUGCAGCAGAACAACCUGGAUGACGUUGGCGUGCGACUGCUCUGUGAGGGGCUCAGGCAUCCUGCCUGCAAACUCAUACGCCUGGGGCUGGACCAGACAACUCUGAGUGAUGAGAUGAGGCAGGAACUGAGGGCCCUGGAGCAGGAGAAACCUCAGCUGCUCAUCUUCAGCAGACGGAAACCAAGUGUGAUGACCCCUACUGAGGGCCUGGAUACGGGAGAGAUGAGUAAUAGCACAUCCUCACUCAAGCGGCAGAGACUCGGAUCAGAGAGGGCGGCUUCCCAUGUUGCUCAGGCUAAUCUCAAACUCCUGGACGUGAGCAAGAUCUUCCCAAUUGCUGAGAUUGCAGAGGAAAGCUCCCCAGAGGUAGUACCGGUGGAACUCUUGUGCGUGCCUUCUCCUGCCUCUCAAGGGGACCUGCAUACGAAGCCUUUGGGGACUGACGAUGACUUCUGGGGCCCCACGGGGCCUGUGGCUACUGAGGUAGUUGACAAAGAAAAGAACUUGUACCGAGUUCACUUCCCUGUAGCUGGCUCCUACCGCUGGCCCAACACGGGUCUCUGCUUUGUGAUGAGAGAAGCGGUGACCGUUGAGAUUGAAUUCUGUGUGUGGGACCAGUUCCUGGGUGAGAUCAACCCACAGCACAGCUGGAUGGUGGCAGGGCCUCUGCUGGACAUCAAGGCUGAGCCUGGAGCUGUGGAAGCUGUGCACCUCCCUCACUUUGUGGCUCUCCAAGGGGGCCAUGUGGACACAUCCCUGUUCCAAAUGGCCCACUUUAAAGAGGAGGGGAUGCUCCUGGAGAAGCCAGCCAGGGUGGAGCUGCAUCACAUAGUUCUGGAAAACCCCAGCUUCUCCCCCUUGGGAGUCCUCCUGAAAAUGAUCCAUAAUGCCCUGCGCUUCAUUCCCGUCACCUCUGUGGUGUUGCUUUACCACCGCGUCCAUCCUGAGGAAGUCACCUUCCACCUCUACCUGAUCCCAAGUGACUGCUCCAUUCGGAAGGCCAUAGAUGAUCUAGAAAUGAAAUUCCAGUUUGUGCGAAUCCACAAGCCACCCCCGCUGACCCCACUUUAUAUGGGCUGUCGUUACACUGUGUCUGGGUCUGGUUCAGGGAUGCUGGAAAUACUCCCCAAGGAACUGGAGCUCUGCUAUCGAAGCCCUGGAGAAGACCAGCUGUUCUCGGAGUUCUACGUUGGCCACUUGGGAUCAGGGAUCAGGCUGCAAGUGAAAGACAAGAAAGAUGAGACUCUGGUGUGGGAGGCCUUGGUGAAACCAGGAGAUCUCAUGCCUGCAACUACUCUGAUCCCUCCAGCCCGCAUAGCCGUACCUUCACCUCUGGAUGCCCCGCAGUUGCUGCACUUUGUGGACCAGUAUCGAGAGCAGCUGAUAGCCCGAGUGACAUCGGUGGAGGUUGUCUUGGACAAACUGCAUGGACAGGUGCUGAGCCAGGAGCAGUACGAGAGGGUGCUGGCUGAGAACACGAGGCCCAGCCAGAUGCGGAAGCUGUUCAGCUUGAGCCAGUCCUGGGACCGGAAGUGCAAAGAUGGACUCUACCAAGCCCUGAAGGAGACCCAUCCUCACCUCAUUAUGGAACUCUGGGAGAAGGGCAGCAAAAAGGGACUCCUGCCACUCAGCAGCUGAAGUAUCAACACCAGCCCUUGACCCUUGAGUCCUGGCUUUGGCUGACCCUUCUUUGGGUCUCAGUUUCUUUCUCUGCAAACAAGUUGCCAUCUGGUUUGCCUUCCAGCACUAAAGUAAUGGAACUUUGAUGAUGCCUUUGCUGGGCAUUAUGUGUCCAUGCCAGGGAUGCCACAGGGGGCCCCAGUCCAGGUGGCCUAACAGCAUCUCAGGGAAUGUCCAUCUGGAGCUGGCAAGACCCCUGCAGACCUCAUAGAGCCUCAUCUGGUGGCCACAGCAGCCAAGCCUAGAGCCCUCCGGAUCCCAUCCAGGCGCAAAGAGGAAUAGGAGGGACAUGGAACCAUUUGCCUCUGGCUGUGUCACAGGGUGAGCCCCAAAAUUGGGGUUCAGCGUGGGAGGCCACGUGGAUUCUUGGCUUUGUACAGGAAGAUCUACAAGAGCAAGCCAACAGAGUAAAGUGGAAGGAAGUUUAUUCAGAAAAUAAAGGAGUAUCACAGCUCUUUUAGAAUUUGUCUAGCAGGCUUUCCAGUUUUUACCAGAAAACCCCUAUAAAUUAAAAAUUUUUUACUUAAAUUUAAGAAUUAAAAAAAUACAAAAAAGAAAAAAUGAAAAUAAAGGAAUAAGAAGUUACCUACUCCA